GUGUUGGUUUACAGAGGGAGGUAAUCAGCAUACAUGUGGGACAGGCCGGAGUGCAGAUGGGCAAUGCAUGCUGGGAGCUGUACUGUCUGGAGCACGGAAUCCAGCCCGAUGGACAGAUGCCGUCCGAUAAGACGAUUGGGGGAGGGGACGACUCCUUCAACACGUUCUUCAGCGAGACAGGGGCGGGGAAGCACGUCCCAAGGGCCAUUUUUAUCGACCUUGAGCCCACUGUUGUUGAUGAGGUGCGGACCGGAACCUACCGCCAGCUGUUUCACCCCGAGCAGCUGCUCUCGGGCAAGGAGGACGCCGCCAAUAACUAUGCCCGAGGUCACUACACCAUUGGCAAGGAGAUUGUUGACCUUACCCUUGACCGCAUACGUAAGCUAGCGGAUUCAUGCACGGGUCUGCAGGGCUUCCUCAUCUUCCACAGCUUUGGUGGAGGCACCGGGUCGGGUUUCUCCUCUCUGCUGUUGGAGCGACUCAGCAUCGAUUAUGGGAAAAAGUCAAAGCUGGAGUUCGCCAUUUACCCGGCCCCUCAGAUCUCUACGGCCGUGGUGGAGCCGUACAAUUCCAUUCUGACCACCCACACGUCCCUGGAGCACACGGACGUGGCGUUCAUGGUGGACAAUGAGGCUAUUUACGACAUCUGUCGGCGGAACCUGGACAUCGGGAGACCGACGUACACCAACCUGAACAGGAUCAUCGCCCAGAUUGUCAGCUCCAUUACGGCUUCUCUGCGCUUUGAUGGCGCCCUAAACGUCGACCUGACAGAAUUCCAGACGAACCUGGUGCCGUAUCCUCGGAUCCACUUCCCCAUGGCUACCUACGCGCCGGUGAUUUCGGCAGAGAAGGCCUACCACGAGCAACUAACGGUUGCUGAGAUCACGAACGCCUGUUUUGAGCCAGCCAAUCAGAUGGUGAAAUGCGAUCCACGUCACGGGAAGUACAUGGCGGUUUGUUUGAUGUACCGAGGAGACGUCGUUCCCAAAGACGUCAACGCCGCCAUCGCCAACAUCAAGACGAAGAAGUCCAUCCAGUUCGUCGACUGGUGUCCUACAGGGUUCAAGGUUGGCAUCAACUACCAGCCGCCCACCGUCGUCCCAGGAGGUGACUUGGCCAAGGUCCAGCGUGCUGUCUGCAUGUUGAGCAACACGACCGCCAUCGCCGAGGCGUGGGCGCGUCUCGACCACAAGUUCGAUCUGAUGUACGCCAAGCGCGCCUUCGUCCACUGGUAUGUCGGUGAGGGUAUGGAGGAAGGGGAGUUCUCGGAGGCUCGCGAGGAUAUCGCUGCCCUGGAGAAGGAUUACGAGGAGGUUGGAACCGAUUCUGUUGAUGAGGAACCAGAAGAUGAGGGAGAAGAAUAUUAACUUUCGUUGACGUUUCAUUCCGCGUGAUUUACAGAAACAUUUAUUUGGUUUUAAUUUAGAAGUGGACUACGUCAUCAAAGCACGCAUUGCUGUACUGUGAUAUUUUUUCCGGUUUUUUUAAUAUUGCAUUUAUGUUUACCUAGUCGGGUUCUUUUACAAAAUAUAACCAUCCUUCUUGAAGAAGAUAAUAUUUAAUAACAAUUUGACAUUUUUUAUUGAAACUGCCACCAGAGUUACCUGAAAAGUAAAAUGAAAGAAACAACAACAAAGAAAACAUGAUGAACAGAUUCGAUUAAGAUGUAUAUUAUUUCGACAUCUCUGAGGUGUAACAUUUUCAAAUUAAUUAGAUAUUUAUAAUGAAAGUUAUAAUGCUGUGUGCAAUGAAAUACUAAAUAUCUUUUAAAAUUAUUAUUAUUUGUGUGUUUGGUUUUGUUUGUUUGUUUGUUUUAAUACAUAUUUAUAAUUAUAAUUGCCUUCGUUAGUUUUAACAUUUGCCUUAAAAAUAAUGUUUUAAAUUACUUUAGAAGAAUAUUUUGGCAAAAGAGUUAUCUUAGUAUAAGAAUAAUUGUUCCACUAAUUUAUUAUUAUUUAGUAAGUAUACAGAAUAACAUAAUACGUAUUACGUUCAGGAUGGAAAAUAGUUCUUGUAUAUUUACGUUGCAAAUUUUGCAAUUGCAUUUAAUGUGUUUAUUAUUUUUUUAUGUUAACAUUUUGAAAGAAGCUAUUGAAGUUGGUUUGCUUUAAUAAAGUUUUCGUAUUUG
This is a messenger RNA of Gigantopelta aegis, 2128 nucleotides long. RefSeq names its product tubulin alpha-1B chain-like. The record is from RefSeq and is a predicted model, not a curated record. Lineage: Eukaryota; Metazoa; Mollusca; Gastropoda; Neomphalida; Peltospiridae. Gene Ontology annotation, molecular function: structural constituent of cytoskeleton; GTP binding. The transcript is spliced from 2 exons. Gene Ontology annotation, biological process: microtubule cytoskeleton organization; mitotic cell cycle. Bases 57 to 1367 code for a protein of 436 amino acids. Gene Ontology annotation, cellular component: cytoplasm; microtubule.